Molecule: messenger RNA, 1030 nt
Organism: Brassica rapa (field mustard)
Lineage: Eukaryota; Viridiplantae; Streptophyta; Magnoliopsida; Brassicales; Brassicaceae
Product: vesicle-associated membrane protein 727
Biological process (GO): vesicle-mediated transport
Cellular component (GO): membrane
Source: RefSeq, a predicted model, not a curated record
AAACCAAGAACCGAAACCGAUUAACCGAGAAACAAUAAAAACCAAACGACCAUUUCGUCUCCGGCCAAAAAAGAUGAUAGAGCUCAUCUCUUUGCAUUGAUUCCAGAGACUUUGAGCCUAAUCCUCCUUCAUCAUCAAGCCAAGUCUCAAAGAUCUGUGUGUAGAUCGGUUCAGAGAAUGAGUCAGAAGGGAUUGAUAUACAGCUUUGUUGCCAAAGGAACAGUCGUACUAGCCGAGCAUACUCCUUACUCUGGAAACUUUAGCACCAUUGCUGUUCAAUGUCUUCAGAAGCUUCCCACUAACUCCAGCAAGUAUACUUACUCCUGCGAUGGCCACACCUUCAAUUUCCUCGUUGACAAUGGUUUUGUGUUUCUUGUGGUUGCUGAUGAGUCCACCGGAAGAAGUGUUCCUUAUGUGUUUCUUGAGCGUGUUAAGGAGGAUUUCAAGAAACGGUAUGGGGCGAGUAUAAAGAACGAUGAGCCACACCCUCUUGCUGAUGAUGAUGACGAAGACGAUGAUUUGUUUGGUGAUCGGUUUUGUAUUGCGUACAAUCUUGACAGGGAGUUCGGGCCAAUACUUAAGGAGCAUAUGCAGUAUUGCAUGAGCCAUCCUGAAGAGAUGAGCAAACUUUCAAAGUUGAAGGCCCAAAUAACUGAUGUCAAGGGGAUUAUGAUGGACAACAUAGAGAAGGUUCUGGACAGGGGAGAGAAGAUAGAGCUUCUGGUUGACAAAAGCGAGAACCUACAGUUCCAAGCAGAUAGCUUCCAGAGACAAGGGAGGCAGCUAAGAAGGAAGAUGUGGAUACAGAGCCUGCAGAUGAAGCUGAUGGUGGGAGGUGCGAUUCUCUCCUUUAUUCUUAUCGUUUGGGUUGUUGCUUGUGGAGGUUUCAAAUGUUCGUCAUGAUGUUUGGUUUCUUUUGUAUCUGUUUGAUCAUCAUUCAUCACCUUGUUUACGCACGUAAUACACAUGCUCAUGUUUGUAAAUGUUGGAACUUGUAAUAACAUAUCAUCAUCAUUAUUGCCACAAGCUA